CCAAUGGGGCCACAGAGCCAGCUCGUCGUGGUUGGCCGUGGCUUACGAGCACCAAUUUGUCCAUCCCGCGAUUCGAGGAGGAAAAGCAAGGAAAAGAGGUACAGAUGAGAUUAUGGGAAUACUGUCAUGCGGCAAAGUAGAGAGGGACGCCUCAGGCGCACUUACUUGUGUCGCCUAUCUACCCCUACAACGAUCUCAGCAACCCGUUCUAUCAAGAUGACGCGCUCAGACCGGACUUCAACCUGGAUGCCUUACAGAGCGUCCUCACAGCCAUGCAACAAGGCGAGGCCAGCAUGGCAGCCGGCAAGGCCUACGUCGUGUAAGCAUAGAUCUAUUCAUCAUACGGAUAUCGCAAAAUGCCGGUGUUGGGCGUCAGCUAAUAGCUGCUGGUCAAGCCUGGGCGAAAUGAUUCGGAUUGAUCAUCUAUUGCCUCGCGAGUCCGGCGGGAUCGGUGCUCUAUCGCAAAUUGGGCUUCAGAGAGCUCUCCCGAGUUGCGCUCAAUCCGAGCCAGCCCGAUAAGAUUGCGCUGGGUAUGAUACUAGAUACAGAGUGAUCGACGUCAAGGGAUGCAAACGGCUGUAUGUUGCUCAGAGUCUCGGAUGACAACAAAGCUGUUCUCGCGUCUGCCU
Mixia osmundae IAM 14324 is the source of this 629-nucleotide messenger RNA. RefSeq lists its product as uncharacterized. The transcript has 3 exons. The record is from RefSeq and is a predicted model, not a curated record. The coding region runs from base 127 to 519 and encodes 130 amino acids. NCBI's taxonomy places the organism in Eukaryota, Fungi, Basidiomycota, Mixiomycetes, Mixiales, Mixiaceae.